This is a messenger RNA of Coffea arabica (coffee), 456 nucleotides long. The record is from RefSeq and is a predicted model, not a curated record. Lineage: Eukaryota; Viridiplantae; Streptophyta; Magnoliopsida; Gentianales; Rubiaceae.
AUGACUCAGCAAAUCGCUAAUGCUAAGAAUUGUCUAGCCCAAGUACCUCAGGAUAUUGUGAGGGCCUGUUAUUGUCAGAUUAUUGUCACUGAACAAAGGGCACAGACAUGGCUAUCCGUUCUGAAAGUUUCACCAACAAUUUUUCCUCCGGAGCACCCCGUGCCCAGGUGCUACGACGAUUCCUGGGCAGUGAUUAAUUGGGUCAUAGCUCAUGCCAAAGAUAGACAAGUUCCCGAUUCAUGGAUUAAUAAUCACGCCGACUUCACCAAGGUCAUCUUCUCCGGCGACAGCGUUGGAGGUAACAUUGCCCAUAACAUGGCAGUGAGAGCAGGUCAAGAGGGGCUGGGCGACGGCGUAAAGCUCGAGGGAGUGAUUUUGAUGCAUCCCUUUUUCGGUGAUGGGAAGCCUAAUAAACUUUGGGAGCUUAUCUGUUCAGACUUUAAGGGAUGGGAUUAG